ACUAUUAAGAGCAAACCACUGUGUUGUGUAGCAGCGUGAUAGUCGCACGUUGAGCUAGCUAUUUAACUUUCAGUAGCGUAUAUAUUUUAAGGUUGUGAUAAUGAUAUCCGGUAUGUGCCGAAUUGAUACAUAUAGUCUUGUUAGUGUUAUUAUUAUAUUAUUAGUAUAAAAUAGGUUGAGUUCUCUUCACUGGUUAAUGUUAAUAAAUCUGAUUUUUUUUAGAUUUUAAUAAGUAGGAGGCAAAUCUGGUUGUGGAUACUUCAGAGAUAGUUUAGUAUUCAUAUCAGGAUGCCGCCUAGAAGAGAUACCUCGAGAAAUAAUGCAGGAGGACAACAGAUUGUGAUGGACAGGGAAACUUUCUUGGACAUGGUUAGGGAGGUAGCUAAUCAGCAAAGGCAGAAUCCUCCUGGUAAUGUGCCCAAUCAGGAAGGCCAGACUAUGUUUGACCGUUUUAUGAAGCAGCGGCCCAAUGUUUUUAAGGAAGCUAAACACCCUAUGGAUGCUGAGGCUUGGAUUGAUCACAUGGAGAAAAUAUUUCGGGUCCUAAAUUGUUCUGAGGAGGAGAAAGCUCGUUUUGGUAUCUACCGUCUUGAGGGGGAUGCUAGUACUUGGUGGAAGUCAGUGGUGGCUUCUCAUGCAGCUGGGUAUGAGGACACUCUCACCUGGAAUGUGUUCAAGACACAUUUUGAUCAGAGAUAUUUUCCUGCUAGUGUUCGGGAAGAGUAUGCUCGUGAGUACCAGAAUAUUGCUCAGAAGGAGGAUGAGUCUGUGGCAGAUUUCCAGAUUCGAUUUCAGAGGUUGGCUAAUUAUGCUCGGUCUAUUGCUGGGAACGACGCUGAUAAAAUUAUGAAGUUCAAUAUCUUAAGAGUAGAAAGUUUCUGCAGAUUCUCUGCCCCUCUAUACUAA
Molecule: messenger RNA, 906 nt
Organism: Daucus carota subsp. sativus
Lineage: Eukaryota; Viridiplantae; Streptophyta; Magnoliopsida; Apiales; Apiaceae
Exons: 2
Coding region: 289-906 (205 amino acids)
Source: RefSeq, a predicted model, not a curated record